AUGGCUGGUGAACUGGGCAAAUCGGAGGCGCUGGAGAGGCGCCGGCCCGACUACAUCCGCAACGCGGCCACGGGUGGCCCGUCCGGCCGGUUCAGGGACGUAGACGGCGCCGAGGCCAUGUCGGCCGAGGAGGCGGACCAGCGCGUGCGCGGUCUGUACCGGCGGCUGCGCGGCGCCGACCACUAUCGCUCGCUGCCGGCGCUGGCCGCCGAGCCGUCGCCGCCGGCGCCGGUCGAGCCGGGCACGCAGGUCACCGAGCACUGGCGGAUCCGCCGGCCGAUCAACCACUUCGACGCCGAGAUGACGGUGGCGGCCAUCUGUGACGAGCUGCGCGCCCGACUGCUGGCUCAGGACGAGUGUCUGGACGAGCCGCUCCGCUCCGACCUACAGAAGUACGUGGACUUCAUCGGCGCGGCCUGCCUGGACGCCGAGGACGAGCAGAUGAAGCGCACGAUGGCCGAGAAGGUGAUGCGCCUGCUGACGCAGCGCCAGACGGCCGAUUGUGCCCCCUCCAGCCGCGGUACCUGGCAGGAGCGUUCGGAGCCGAGCGUGCUGUCUCGGGCCCGGUCGGCCAGCUCCAGCCGUGAUCGCCGCUCGGUCGGCGACCCCAGGUAA
Messenger RNA from Pollicipes pollicipes, 615 nucleotides. RefSeq lists its product as uncharacterized. Bases 1 to 615 code for a protein of 204 amino acids. NCBI's taxonomy places the organism in Eukaryota, Metazoa, Arthropoda, Thecostraca, Pollicipedomorpha, Pollicipedidae. The record is from RefSeq and is a predicted model, not a curated record. The transcript has 5 exons.